AUGGCGCCGCCGCUGCGCCACGCGCGCCCUCAGCCCGCCCCCGGGGCCCUGCUUCGCCCCGCCCCGCCAAUCAGCGCGCCACAGCCACGACUGACGGCACCGGCGGCCAAUCGCAGCCAGGGGCGGGCUCCGCGCACGGCACGGCCCCGCCCCGCGCUCGCAGCGCCCCCCGGGCUGCGGCUACAGGCUGCAGACGUGUGCAGCGCAGCCAGAAUGAUCCAGCACAUGGUUGCUGCAGCUUGCACCCUGUACUCUGUGGCUUAUGCGGGGUAUUUUUUAACCCACUUGGCACGGCACCUCAUGUCUGGAUCCCGAGCAGCUCCUCCUUUGGGCACAAAAGCAGCAUCAGCCCCUCCUGGGGCUCCCUCUGCUUCCAAAGAGGAGGCCAAAGAGGAGGGAGACAGCAGUGAGCUUCCCGCUGUUCAGGGGGACGAUGGUGAACUUCCCUCAGUGCCAGGGGAUGACAGUGAGCUUCCCGCUGUUCUGGGAGACGAGGGUGAACAUCCCGCGGUGUGGGAAUACAACGGCGAGGCUCCCGUGGUGUGGGACGAGGACAGUGGACAUCUCCCGGUGUGGGACGAGGACAGUGGACAUCUCCCAGUGUGGGACGAGGACGGUGGAUGUCCCCUGGUGUGGGACCAGACAGGCCAAGCUCCCGAGGUGUGGGACGAGGAUGAUGGACAUCUCCCGGUGUGGGAUGAGGACAGAGGACAUCCUGUGCCUUGGGAAGAGGAGAGUGAACAUCUCCCAGCAUGGGAAGUGGACAGUGAACAUCCCCUGGCUUGGAAAGAUGAUGGCAAACCUGCAGCCUUUUGGGAAGAGGAUGGAGAAGCUGCAGCGUUUUGGGAAGAGGAUGGAGAAGCUCCCUCUGCUUGGGAAGAGGACACGGAACCUCCCUCCGCUGUGGGAUCCUGGGCUGAACAUUCUGACAGCAGCACAGCCCUGCAGCCAGAGGGGAGAGGGGAGUGGUGCCUGGUGCAGCUGAGGAACACCGUGAGCCAGGCGGAGCCUGCCCAGAAAUACCUGGAAGUGGAGCAGAUUGGCCAAGGGGCUUUCGGAACCGUUUACAAAGGACUCGACAGGGCCACGGGAGGAGAGGUGGCCAUCAAGAAAAUGAGUCUCAGAGGGCAGAACAGGGAACGAGCUGUCAAUGAGAUCCUGCUCCUGAAGGACAAGAAGAACCCCAACAUUGUCAACUCUUUGGACAGCUUCCUUGUUGAUGGAGAUCUCUGGCUGGUGAUGGAAUACAUGGAUGGAGGAACUUUGCAGGACGUUGUCAGACAGACACGCAUGGCUGAAGGAGAGAUGGCAGCUGUCAGUCGGGAGUGUCUGCAGGGCCUGGAUUUCCUCCAUUCCAACCGGGUGAUCCACAGGGAUCUGAAGAGCUCCAACAUCCUUCUGGGAAUGGACGGCUCUGUCAGGCUGGCUGAUUUUGGCCUCUACGCUCAGCUCAGCCCUGAGCAGGACCAGCGCAGCUCCAUGGUGGGCACUGCUCACUGGAUGGCCCCAGAGGUUGUGACCAGAUGUCCUUAUGGCCCCAAGGUGGACAUCUGGUCCUUUGGCAUUGUGACCAUCGAGAUGGUGGAAGGAGAACCUCCUUACUUCAGGGAAACGGGGGCCAUGGCCCGCGCUCUGAUCCGGCAGAACGGGACCCCGCAGCUGCAGGAGCCCAGGCGCCUGUCGGCUCUGCUGCGGGACUUCCUCGAGUGCAGCCUGGAGCCGGACGAGGAGCGGCGCUGGUCGGCCCAGGAGCUGCUGCAGCACCCAUUUUUAUCAUCAGCCAAGCCUCUCUCCAGCCUGACCCCUCUGAUCACUGCAGCAAAGCAACUGAGGGAGCAGCGGAGGAGAUGAAGCACCUGAGGACAGCUUUUAGUUACAGUAGUUAGGACAGCUAGUUAGUUAUGGUAAUUAGCACUGCUAGUUGGUUACGGUAGUUAGUUCAGCCCGUUUGUUAUAGUUCUUAUGUCAGCCUGUUUGUUAUGGCAGUUUUUUGAA
Molecule: messenger RNA, 1995 nt
Organism: Motacilla alba alba
Lineage: Eukaryota; Metazoa; Chordata; Aves; Passeriformes; Motacillidae
Product: serine/threonine-protein kinase PAK 3-like
Exons: 12
Coding region: 1-1851 (616 amino acids)
Biological process (GO): regulation of actin cytoskeleton organization; intracellular signal transduction; regulation of MAPK cascade
Cellular component (GO): cytoplasm
Molecular function (GO): protein serine/threonine kinase activity; ATP binding
Source: RefSeq, a predicted model, not a curated record